AUGAGCUUAUCCUCAUGGCCAGACUGGAUUUCUGAUUUCCAUUUGUUAAACACAUUAGAUCUAAGCUUGAACCCUCUAAACUCUAUUCCUGACAAUGCCUUUAACAAUCUUAAAUACUCGUUACUGCAUCUAUAUCUUUCAGGUACCGGUUUGACCCACAUACCAAAAGCAUUGUCCAUACUCACCAAUUUAACCAGUCUGGAUUUGAAUAACAACAAUUUUACCGACACGUCUGAAUUUACAGGUAUAACCGCGUCGACACUUUCUGAGAGUCUGUCCUACAUAGAUUUAAAUUCAUGUGGGUUGACCAGAAUGCCAAACUUCUCCAACUUUAUGCGUUUAGAUACAAUUAUAUUAUCUAACAAUAGAAUAUCGGAUGUACCUACUGGCUCACUACCUUCUUCUCUAACAUCAGUGUACUGUUUAAACAACAGUCUUUCAUCUGUACCAGAAGAUGUUGCUAGCAUGUCCAGGCUUUCUGUUCUAGAUCUUUCUUACAACCGAAUCACAGGGAUAGAAACAGACUCCCUACCAUCAAGUCUGACAUAUUUAAGACUGGACAUAAACAAUGUAACUAUCAUUACAAAUACAACUUUUAGAAAUCUCAAUCUCUUAAGCACUCUUGACCUCAGUUUUAAUCCAAUCUCAGAAAUCUCACCUGCAGCAUUCUCGGAUCUGGUAUCACUGGAAUCCCUUAACUUAUUAGGUUCACACCUGACAGAAAUCCCUCUAGCAUUGACAAGACUAAAUCCGGACAUACAUCUGUACUUUACAACCACUGAACCACUGUCAUGUCCCUGCCCAGCACCCCAGGUAUUAAUUAAGUGGGCUUCUGCAGUAGGAACUCCUACCGUCUUUCAGUACUUCUGCGGUAACGGACAAAAAGCCAAGGACUAUCUAAGUGGCCAGUGUGGGCAAUCAUUAGCCGCUGCUUAA
Messenger RNA from Candidula unifasciata, 936 nucleotides. The record is from the annotation of a GenBank genome assembly. Lineage: Eukaryota; Metazoa; Mollusca; Gastropoda; Stylommatophora; Geomitridae.